This is a messenger RNA of Egretta garzetta (little egret), 936 nucleotides long. Its product is annotated as olfactory receptor 14I1. The transcript has a single exon. Gene Ontology annotation, molecular function: G protein-coupled receptor activity; olfactory receptor activity. Gene Ontology annotation, cellular component: membrane. Gene Ontology annotation, biological process: G protein-coupled receptor signaling pathway. The coding region runs from base 1 to 936 and encodes 311 amino acids. NCBI's taxonomy places the organism in Eukaryota, Metazoa, Chordata, Aves, Pelecaniformes, Ardeidae. The record is from RefSeq and is a predicted model, not a curated record.
AUGUCCAACAGCAGCUCCAUCACCCAGUUCCUCCUCCUGGCAUUUCCAGAUCUCUGGGAGCUGCAGCUCUUGCACUUCUGGCUCUUCCUGGGCAUCUCCCUGGCUGCCCUCCUGGGCAAUGGCCUCAUCAUCACCACCAUAGCCUGUGUCCACCACCUCCACACCCCCAUGUACUUCUUCCUCCUCAACCUCUCCCUCCUUGACCUGGCCUCCAUCUCCACCAUUGUUCCCAAAUCAAUGGCAAAUUUGCUGGGAGGAAAAAGGACCAUUUCCUACCAAGGGUGUGUGGUCCAACUCUUUUAUUUUUUCUUUCUUAUGUCAGCAGAAUAUUCUCUUCUCACCGUCAUGGCCUAUGACCGCUAUGUUGCCAUCUGCAAACCCCUGCACCACGGGACCCUCCUGGGCAGCAGAGCUUGUGUCCACAUGGCAGCAGCUGCCUGGGGCAGUGGGUUCAUCAAUUCUCUCCUGCACACGGCCAGUACAUUUUCCCUACCCCUCUGCCAAGGCAAUUCUCUGGACCAGUUCUUCUGUGAAAUCCCACAGGUCCUCAAGCUCUCCUGCUCAGAUGCCUACCUCAAGGAAGUUGGGCUCAUUGUGGUCAGUGCCUGUUUAUGCUUCGGGUGUUUUGUUUUCAUUGUGCUGUCCUAUGUGCAGAUCUUCAGGGCUGUGCUGAGGAUCCCCUCUCAGCAGGGACGGUACAAAGUCUUUUCCACGUGCCUGCCUCACCUGGCCGUGGUCUCCCUGUUUCUCAGCACUGCAAUGUUUGCCUACCUGAAGCCCCCCUCUAUCUCCUCCCCAUCUCUGGAUCUGGUGGUGGCAGUCCUGUACUCAGUAGUGCCUCCAGCAAUGAACCCCCUCAUCUACAGCAUGAGGAACAAGGAGAUCAAGGAUGCCCUAUGGGAACUGUUCCAAUGGACAUGGUUUAAUCAACAGUAA